ACACCCCCCACCCUCCCCUACCUGCAGGUUCCACCAGCGACCAGAUCCUGUCGGCGGAGCUUCUACAUCAGCACAACCUUCUUGUAUCGGGCUCCGUUUCACAGCAGAAGACCCGCAUCAAAUCGUACACCCGCUUGAGUGCGCUGAGUUCGAGCCGCAGUACGGGCGUUGAGGGAUUCACCUUCCCGCUGCAAACGGCCGAGGAAAUCGAGCAGCUGGAAGCGGCGGUACGGGAAGAGCCGAGGAUCUGGCAUCAGUAUGUUGACUUUCUGCGCGACAAGAAAACCGAAAUCAUGGACAUUCCGAGUGUGCUGAAGCUACUCUUUUUGGACGAAGCGCUGGACGGGUACAACUUUAAUGGCAUCCAAGGGCGGAGGCUGCAGAAGCGCUCGUUGAAAAUGUACGCCAUUUUCGUCGACUGCAUGUUGGAUGCCUGGCCCGAGUACAGUGUGCAGAUGCUUUGUAAGACAGUGGACGACGCCUUGCGGAAAACACGCCUCCGGCAUGCUAAACGUGUAUAUCGAGCAAAAAAGGCUCUUGAAGAGGAGCAACAGAUUUUCGAACCAAGGACAAUCUACUUGGGACCUCCGCAGCCCAAUGUUCAAUAAAACAACGUUCAAUAAAGUUUCUAUAUUUUUAUAACAGAAAACUUGUUUCCUUUCGAGAUAUCGGAAACCUUCUUUGUAGUGAAGGUUAUUGAUCUAUCGCUGCCAAUGCCACUAACCGGUUGAUUUCGUUUUAGUGCUCAAGCGAAUCGAGCUGUUCAAACAGAGUGCACAGCAUGGCGUGGACAAUUUCAUAUUUCCCAUCCCGGACAGUGAUACCAUCGAGCGGCUGGAAGCCGCAGUCCGCAUGUUUCCAACCAUCCGAAAACAAUAUGUCGAGCACCUUCGUCGAGUGAAGGAGCAAACGAAGGACGUGGCGAAGGCAUUUCCAGUUCUGUUUUCCGACGCAGCCCUCGAGAUGUACAACUACAACGGCACUGGGCGUAAGGAGCGUCGACCUAUGAAAGAGUAUCACGUGUUCCAUGAUUGCAUGCUAGAGGCAUGGACGCCGGACGGCGUGACCGAAGUGAAUCUUCAGGAGAGCAUCCACAUUGUCAUCAAGCGAGCCGAUGGCCGGAAACGGGCGAAACUGUUCAACUUCCGGCGACGGAUCUUCCAGAAUGUUGGCACAAUCUUCUCGGGGUAUCCGGAGAACUUUCCCGAUAUACAGUCGUAAACGCAGGCCGCGAGCGACAUGAAAAGACACGCACGCACGCACGCAAUAGUGGCCGGUUGUAGUACUAGAUCGCUGUGCUAUAGUCGUACGAAGCAAUAUGCCUAUAUUUAUUUUAAUGUAUUUUACCGUGAUUCCAAGCUCGGCGCAAUCAGUAUAUUUAU
Molecule: messenger RNA, 1382 nt
Organism: Ochlerotatus camptorhynchus
Lineage: Eukaryota; Metazoa; Arthropoda; Insecta; Diptera; Culicidae
Exons: 5
Coding region: 294-608 (104 amino acids)
Source: RefSeq, a predicted model, not a curated record